AUGAGCACGAUUAUUGAGCCUGUGAUUAAUGAUAUCUUGAAUAGUUUUGCCUCUUCGAUGGUGCAGACGGAACAGGCUGUCAAGUUCUUCAGAGAGACUGCGCCAUUUGAAGAUGAAAAGGAUCUCACUACAGUUUCUACGAAGCAAUGUGCUGGUGAUGAUAAGAACCCUAGCAACAUCGCAGUGAAUCGUGAUGAACUUUUGGGAUUCGUGAAACAGUGGUGCACAAAGGCACAUGGUAGUGGCCAAUGGGCAUGGGGAAAUUCCUUUGAAGAUACGUAUACUUCGUCUGAAAACCCUGCUAUUGUGAUAAUUGAGGGAAUGGCCCGCCCAAGGUACAACAACAAGCGAGAGGUGACCCCAGGAGAUUCUUUGCAUGAAAAGGAUUGCCAGAAAGGCUUCACCUACCUGAUAGAUGGCUGUGACACCGACACCACGACUAAAAAGCGAGGUGGUAAUCUCCAAACGAAGGAUGGUUCGUCGUGGAGCAUAGCGGUAAAACGCGAUACCACCACAACGGUCGAUUACUGCAAUAACAUUCGAACAAGUUCGAUGAUGCCUGUUGAUCGAGAUUUAGCCGUUCCUCAGAUCCAGAAGUUCUGUCAACAUGAUUUUAAGGACCCUACUACUAAGGACAGCCCUCACUGGUACCGGAAUUCCGGCGUCUUUGGUGGUAGUCUUGAGGUGGAUAUUAAAUUUGCUAAAGAUCAAACGAAUUGCGAGAAAGCCACGAGCAAGGAUAUUUUCUGGCCUGAUGACUGUGAAAGCACGUUCCUGACUGCUAUUGAUCACUGUGAUACGGAUACGACAUCUAAGAAGUAUGGUGGAAACUUGCAUUUCAAUACCGCCAAUGGCUGCUGGGAGGCGAAUGUUGGCUUCCCUGUUUUGAAAGACCAAGCAAAUAUGGGCGAUGACGAUUUUGAGAGUGGUACAUUGUCAUAA
This is a messenger RNA of Penicillium cosmopolitanum, 942 nucleotides long. RefSeq lists its product as uncharacterized. Lineage: Eukaryota; Fungi; Ascomycota; Eurotiomycetes; Eurotiales; Aspergillaceae. The transcript is spliced from 4 exons. The record is from RefSeq and is a predicted model, not a curated record. Bases 1 to 942 code for a protein of 313 amino acids.